AUGGGUGUAAAUGAUCUCUGGAAGAUACUGGAACCAGUUAAAAGAAAUGAAGACCUCUCUUCACUUCGAGGCAAAAAACUUUGUGUGGAUUUAAGUUGCUGGAUCUGUGAAUUUCAGAGUGCAAAGGCGCUGCAAGAAAAUGUCCCCAGUCCUCAUCUCCGAAAUCUUUUAUUCCGAGUUCUCUAUUUAUCAACAAGGUUAGGUGUGAAGCUGGUGUUUGUCAUAGAUGGAGAACCUCCCGAACUAAAAUGGGAUGCUAUAGUAAAGCGAAUUCAAGCCAGAAAUGGGGAGCAAAGUGGACAUUUAAGCCCACCAGGUGGGCAAAGAAUUGGGCGAUCACACUUUGCACAGUGGGUCAAUGAGGUAAGUUCCCCCAAGACUGGGUCGUAACAGUUAUCAUAUAUACAGUGACAGUUGGUGGUGUGGGUUGGAUGUAUAAGAGACUUAAAAGCUGACAAUUUGAGUGUAAGCUUUUCAUUAGAGAAUGGUAUGAUGGUAAGUUUUGCAGCAGUACAACAUCAGUACUACAAACUCUGGGUUGAAGAAAAAGACACAUUUCAAAGACACUGUUAUGUACUUACAAUGUUUUUAUGUACUUGCAAUGUUUUUAGUGCUGCACUCUCUUAAAGCUCUUGGGAAUACCUUAUAUCAAAAGUCCUGGAGAAGGAGAGGCUCUCUGUGCCUGGCUUGAUCUCCUCAAGGUAGGUACCCAAAAAACACCAAGCCUUUUCUUUCCAUGUAGACGACCAGUUAUAGUACAAAAAAAUCAGAGAAAUAUUGUAAUUGACCGUCAGGAUUGAUUCUUAAGAUUUAGCAUAACAGAGCAGUUUCUUGUACACUGACUAACCAAGGGCUAACGGUUGAUAAGAGUACUGUCCAUGGAAAUGAUGCGAUGAUGGUACAAUAAUUUAUUUCUUUUUCUUUUUCUCACAUGCAUAAUGUCCUUAGAAACUUCAAUGAAAAUGGACAUCAAAACCUGUGAGUGUUAUUGUAAAAACUAUUCAGAACAAUUUUCGAUGGUCUAUACUCUUAUCCACCAUGGAAAUGGCGUAAAAAUGUUCCAAACUUUGCAGUGAAACCAUUUGCCCUUGGCUCUUGGUUCCUUUUGAGUUUUGGCCAUUUUGAUGUUUUCUAUGGUCGACAAGAGUACAGACCAUGGAAAAUUGUUGUUGAUUUGUUAAUUACUCAAUAUGCAACAUUAUUUUAUGUUUUUUAGAUUGUUGAUGGAUGUAUUACCAGUGAUGGGGAUGCAUUUCUAUAUGGAGCCAGAACUGUUUAUAGAGAUCUUCCUGUCUCUGGGAAAUCGAAGGUGGGUCUUUUUUGUCAUUUUUUUUAAGUGGGAGAGAGUUUAAAUUUUUACAUUGCGUUUUGUGGGGUCCAUUUUCUGUUACACUGUUACACCUUUUUGUUUUAUUUGGUAUGAUUCUCAGUGCUCGACUUUCAGAAAAAAAUCUUGGGGCCAGCUGGCCCCCAAUUUUUCACUUUUUGUCGCCAGAACAAGUAUUCUGGUCAGCAAAAAUUAUGUUAAUGGAUUUAGUUUUGUGAAGGAUAACGGAUUAUCAUUAGUGUACGUUUUCCCAAAGAAGAAAGUCACCUGUCUUGGGGGCCAGGUUGGAAACCAGGCGUGAAAACUUGGUCGCCACUGAGUAAAAGCUGAUCGCAUUGACGACCCCACGGGUUGCAACGUCGAGCCCUGAUUCUACUGAGAGUUACCAGAAACCUUUAGAUUCCAGGACAAGAUUUGACUUAGAGAUUUUUUGGAUAUUUUCAAAGAAUUAAACAAAACAGAAAGCUUCAUUUUACUUUUUUUCCCCAGAAAACUUAACACAGUUAUUUGUAUUGAAGGAGGUUAAGCCCUCUACAUGCUGAGUACUAACAGAGAUCACCAUAUAUACAAUCUCAGUACAAAAUCUUUUUUUAAUCAAAUCUAAAACUAUUGAUCAGUGAACAGAAACAUGAUACAUAUGAUAAACUUACUUGAAGUUUGAUUGACAUAUUGUAACACUCUCCAGGGCUCGACGCUGCGACCCGUGGGGUCGCCAAUGCGACCAGCUUUUACUCAGUGGCGACUAAAUUUUCACGCCUGGUCGCCAACCUGGCCCCCAAGAUAGGUGACUUUCUUCUUUGGGUAAACGUACACUAAUGAUAAUUUGUUAUCCUUUACGCAACUAACAGAUAGCUAACGGUUUUUCUAACGCUCUAACGUUUUGCCCAAACGCUCUAACGGUUUGUCUAAACGUUUUAAUGAUUUGUCUGAAGGCUUAAACGAUUUCUUCCAACACUCUAAUCUACGUUUACUUGAAAGAGGAUUGUGAAAUGAAUGAAUUCGACGGAAGACUUUAAUCGACUUUCGGACAAAUCGAUCACAAUUCUCAACAAAUCGUCCCAUGUUUCUCCGGGAAUGACUUUCAGCGCAUCGAUAUUUAAAACAAUUUCUUUAUGUCGAACAUGUAUCUCGAUUGCGGACUCGAUAACAGAUUAGUCUGAUAAAAGCUCAAGCUAAUCGAAGCUAAUCGAGAACGAACGGCGCUUACUUCUCGAGCUUCGCAAUUAUUGUAAACAACUUUACGCAAAUUUCUGUUGAGCGUGACGACGCAAAUAAAAGCUCUGCUGUAUUUUAUUGACUUCUAAUUAAGUAAAGUUGAAGUUAUGCUGUUUGUCUAACAGACUUCUCGCAAAAUCAACUUCUUUGCCCGAAAACAUUAGCAACGUUUCCUCUUUCUGGUCUUUCUGGAGACUUUCGAUCAUGUGUUAGGCAACCGCGCAAUAGAUGAAGUUUCACCGAUGUUCAGUUCUGAACAUGCAAAUACAUGGGACGCAAAACAAAUUUUGCAGAUUUUGUUCUUUCAUAACCCAAAUAAGUCUUUUGGUGAUUCCUAAAUUUUGCUUUUUUAAUGUGUAUUCCAUUUCCUGAACCUUAAGCUUGAAUACCUGUUUGAGGAGAUUUACGCUUGAGUGCGGAUUCAUUUUACAGAACACCGGCUGGUAAUCGAGCGUCAGCGAAAACCAUUCGAAAGAAAGUUCAAAGGAAGUCUAAACCAUUCAUUUUCUGUUAAGGCUAAGUUAAAGAUGUUAAGUUUAUUUUAUCCCAUUAGUUCUUAAAUAUAAUUUUUGGCGACUAGAAUACUUGUUCUGGCGACCAAAAAUGAAAACUUGGGGGCCAGUUGGCCCCAAGAUUUUUUUCUGAAAGUCGAGCACUGCUCUCCCUAUAGCAAAAUGAUGAAUAUUCUAACAUUUGAUUCCUUGUUUCCAUCACAGCAAGAUUCUCUAAAACACGUAGUAGAAUGAGAACGGCUAUCACAUUUGCCCACCAGUAUGAUGCUGGUUCAUAUCAUAUGCAUGCAAUACUUAACUACUGGUAGUACUGAGAAAAUCUUGUUCUCCUAGUCAUCCUCACAAAUCAGUCUGACAAAUGUGGUUCAUGUAGGUAGCACUGUAAGCCAGUAAAAAUAUUGCAUUUCAACUUUGCUUAUUCUUUGUUUUCAGGGGUCAUCAGUAGACUGUUAUAGGAUAGAGGAACUCAAGUGCCAGCUAAGUAGGUACCUUUCCUAAGCAAUCACACAACUAUAAUUAUUACAAGUAUUAUUAUGGUAAUCCACCACCAUGGGAACUGCAUGUAAAGCUCAUGAUAACCACUUAACGAUGCAAUGAGAAUUAUCUGAGGUUGACCCAAAGAAUGGCUUUGGAUAAAAUAGCUUUGACCUUAAAAUAAAUUCAACCUGCUACAUUAUAUAUUGCUUAUCACAGGAGAGCCCAGGAGGUUCUCUGAAGACUGUUAUCUCAGGAUUGUAGCUGGUUGAUGUUCCAAAUACUUUGCCCAGGCUAAGAGCCUCCUUCUGGAUAACAGCCUUAAUUGGAGAAUUAUGGUUAAGUUGAUAUUAGUAUAUGGAAUUAUAUACCUCCCCUCACCUACCUUGUGUUAUUUUGAACUUCACCCUCUUCAUGCUGUCACAUAAUCAAGGUGAUCCUCAUUCAUGUACAUGUAGCUUAGACAUAAACACAAUGAACUUGCCCACAUUUAUUAUAUUUAUGUUUACAACUUUUCGUCUUCCUAAUUUAUGUAGAUCUCAGCCGAGAGAAUUUAGUGGGGCUUGCUGUGCUUCUUGGUUGUGAUUAUCUUCCUCAAGGAGUGCCUCAAGUUGGAAAAAUAAAAGCCAUGGAACUGAUUCAAAAUAUCAAACCUGACAACUUAAUUCAAAGGUACUAUUUGCAUUCUGUUAAGUGUAUAAAUGUGACAAAAACAAUAAUGAUGAGCCACGUACAGCUAGUAUUUCAUUUGCUUACACUAAGCAUGUCAACUCGUACAACAAUCUGAACAAAUUUUGAAAGAACAGUCAGAUUACCAUCAAGACCAACUUCAAUGUCUUUAAGUCCUGUAUUAUCUCAUGGAUCAGGGUUGUUGUACAUGUACAGGUGUGAAACCUGAAGGACUAAAGCACCUGACACCAUUAUUAUUGAUAUUUUAAGGUGCAUAUUAAGACUUAUCUUUUUAGAACUUUAUAUUGGUGAGCAAUUUUAUAUUCAGUUCUUACUUGCAUGCAUAAAUAUUCUUUUUAUUUUUUAUUUAAAAAUGCAUUAUCUUUUAUUUGUUUCUUGUAAAGUAAUGCAGUUGUAAUGCGCUGCUGAUCAUUCUCAUGUUAAGCUGCACACAAUAAGUUCAUAAAUUAUUAUUAUUAUUAUUAUAUCAUUAAUAACAUCCUUAAAAGUUCCUUUUUUGAUGAAGGUUUCAUAAAUGGACUGCAACAGGAACAUUCUCCGAUCAAGAUCUUUCACGCAUAGAGAAAUCUAUAAAAUGGUAAGAGAAUAGCAAAUUGGCCUGAUUGAGGCAUGAAGUGUUUAUCUCUUGUAAGGCAGAAUUAAAUUCAGGUGAAAAGUUUUUAACCGAGGUUGAUACUCAGUUUCCUUUGUCUCGUAGCCCUUAUUUAUGAAUUUUUAGCGUGGGUGGGGGGAAGGGGGAGACAAAGAAGAGUCCACCUAAGUGUAGUUUAAAACUUUUUGACCUGAAUUUAAUGUGGAUUUAUAUCAUAUAUCCAUUGUUUUUAUUUUCCGUAUGCAAAUUUUCUACCACUCAGAGGUAACUUGCAUGUACAUGUGAAGACAAUAAACAACAACUCACUCAUAACUUUUGCUCUACAUGUAGAUUAAAGUAAGGACUGUUCUCCUAAACCAGUUCUACCAAUCAAGAUAUCUUUCAUGAAAUCAUAGUGAUUAAAAACACUCAUCAAUUUGUCGCACUUUAAACCUUUAAUGUCAGCUUGUACAGUUAUUGUACAGUUUGUGCUUAAAAUACAACUUACACGUGGUGGAAGACCUGAGUACAAUUUAUUCUGUGUGAGAAAGAAAUGUAUGUUUCAAUAGUUAAACAUUACUGUAAUAUUAUUUUUUCAGCAAAGCCUUAAAGGACAAGAGUUUCCCACAUCCUAAGGUAAAUCAGAGGAUGAAAUUAAAUAAAAUACCUAACUGUGUCUGCUAUACAUGUCUAACAGUGUUCAUAUAAAAUUGCUUGGUCCACUUAUUCUAAAAUAUCUAUUUUUUUAUUUUAAUUUAUUAUUUUUAUGUAAUAUUUUUAAUUUUUAUUUUUGUUUAUUUAUUUUUGCUAUUUAUCCUCGGAGACAUUAGCAUCUUAUUGCUAUCUUUUAAUGCGAGAAUAAAUAAAAAUUAUUGAUUGAUUGAUUUUAGUCAUUUUUUAGAGUAAGAAAGGAUAUUAACUGUAAGGUACCUGAAGCAAACUAUAUAAGAAAAUAAGGAAAAUUGACACUACAUGGUAUUUUCACUGCUACCUAGUAACCUACAUUUGUAUGAAGUUAAAAUUGCUGUGAAUUAAAUUUUAGUCAAUAAAAGGAUGAAAACAGUGCUUGCAAUUCAUGAUGUGUAUCAUGGAAACAGGGCUGCCAAUUUAAAUCACGGCUCUAUAUUUACAUUGAACAUGCUUUGUAAUCUAUCAUAAAGAGCUUUCUUAAGAAAUCCUGCCCAAUGCAUUUCUGUAAUAAAUUAUUUUACUAGUAUAAUUUUAUGCAUAGGUGAUACAGGAGUAUCUGCAGGAUCCUAAAGUUCCGCAGCAAUUUUCUUUCCAAACAUUUUGUCCAGAUAUCCAGAAACUGCAGGUGACUACUUAAUUCACGGAGUGUAGUAGAUAAGCUUGAGGAAAUAAUAAAUAAUGAAUUUAAAACAAAAAGACUGAAAUUAUAAAUAUAACCACCCAAGAUGAUUUUAUGUGCCAUUAUUAGUGGUUGGAGGGAAAAUAAUCUCCAUAAAGUUUCAUCAUCUGAUAAAGCUUCAUUUAGGUUAAAGGACAUGAAUUAAAAAAGUAAGGGAGAGGUUAGAUAAUCCACAAAAUGUGUGGACUUAAAAAGAACUUUCCAGGCCCUUGCAAUCUGAGGUCUCACUAAGGCACUAAGGAAAGCCAUUGAAAAUCGAUAACAAAAAUUUUUUUCAAAUUGGCUCUAUAAUUUUCUUCAGAAUCAAUCUAUGGUAAAAUUGUUUGAACCUCACACAACCUGCAAUCCCUUGAUUUGGUCUCACUAAGGGCUAUCACUUUGACCGUCAGUUCUUUAAUCUUUUAUGCGGUUCAUUUAAAUAUGAAUAGGGUGGAAAAAAUAGAGUCUGACCACUUUUCGUAGAAUCUCCAGAUUCUUUCCAUGAGUCUCCAGAUUUUCCUUUAUCAGGGGUUGGCAGGUCUGCCUAAUGACAAUCUUAGAAUCGCUAAAUGUUGUGAUCCUGGUUCCUGAUCCUUGUCUUUUUUGAAUUUGUUGUUGUUGUUUUGUUUUGUUUUUGCUGCUGAAUAUAUACGUCUAAUGUCAUUGUUCAAAUAUAUUUAUAUUAUUAUAUUACUGGUAUAUACUUUGUAAUGUAUGUGUUGCGUGUGAUUUUUUUCUGUUCCCUCAUGUUUGAAAGGAAUUUUGUCUAAAGAAUUUAAAGUGGAAUGAAGAAAAAACAACAGAAAAGGUAUGAAUAUGGAAAAAUGAAUGAUAGCAUACAACUAAUACGAUAAUCUCUGUUUUGUAAUUAGUUUUUAUUCAUCUCUCCCUUGCAGAUUCAACCAUUGAUUACAUACUGGCAAAUGACAUCAUUGCUUGAAAAAAACAUAACAACCUUUGUCCAGCCUGAAAAGUAAGUCAAUAAACUCUAACUAAUGGUUAAAAGAUUAGAAAUGUUGUGGUCCAAUUUUGUCCCUGGUUUAAAUUUUUUUUUCUUUUGUUUCAAACUCAAAAACAAAAGAAAAUAAAAUUUUAAACCAUAAGGAUAAAAUUAAUCCACAGCAUAUACAUGAAAUUAGGGCUAGGACACAAAGGAAAUUGAGAAUCAACCUGAAAUCAAAUUUGACCUGCAACAUGUAUGUUGUAGUUCAAUUUCAUGUUGUGGAAGCUCUCCUAACGGACACUCUCGUAAGCGGACAGCUCUACUUAUGGCCACCUUGACAAACCCCGUUUUACUCAACUACCAUGUGAACUCUGUAUUUUUUCUUUCUCGUAAGCUUCUACUAUAUGUUAUAAGCUAAUGCACAGUGCUUUUAAGCAGUUGACAGACUUCAACAUUUUAUGCUUAAUAUAAGCUUAUAAUCAUUUUUGGUGUAUUUGUUUUUUUUGCCAGGAUAGUGAAAGCUCGAGUGCAGCAAAAAGUAGAAUGUUAUGAAGUUGAGUGGAAAAACUUAGAGCUAGGUGAAGCAUGUCCAGCAUAUUUUGUGACUGUUGAGCCCAGAGAGGUGAAUGUGAUAUUUAACUGUUAAACAAAUAAACUUAUUGGUUGUUAAUUCACCGAAAUAAUAUCACAAGGCUGUGCUCUAAGAAAAAUUGAAGAGAGCCCAAUGCUCUGAACUUGUAAAAUCCAGGGAGCCCAGGAUAUGAUUUCCGUGAGAAAGGUAAGAUUUUCUAGUCGCCCAACAGCAAAAGUAAGGUGCCACAGGCCACUUGGUGCUGCUAGAGUACAGCUCGCCCUGUAUCAUCUAUGGGAGCAGAACCAAGGCUUAGCAGUGAUGCAAUUUUGUAUCUCUUUUUUGAGGUUCUGUAGAAUUGGUACACGGUUUUACUAGACCAAACGGUUUUGUAUCUUAAAAAGUUUGGUAAAUUUUGAUGCAAUAUUGCAUAUUCUAUAGUUAGUAAUUUUUUUCUGUGCAUUUUUCUGUGAAAUUUUUCACUUUUGGACUCCCCUUAUACAGUUAUACCGGCCUUGUCUUUUGUUCUGCUGGGGUUUCUUACAUGUAUAUAGGAGUCCUUUAUAUUGGGAUUUCACUGUGACCAUUGACACUUGCCAAUUAUCACACUUUAGGCAUCAUUUAUUGAGAACAAAAAUAUAACCCUGAUCUCAGAAGCUUGUGGACCAAUUUCUCUUGCUUGGUAGAAACAUUUGACUUAUAAUGACAACAUUGGAACAUUUUUGAAACAUAAUUAAGUAACACGAACUAGAAUCAAAGUAAGACAGCAAAACUUCACGUGAAUAUAAUUCGUACUUAUACCAGGGGUAAAUUCGAGACUUUACGAGACCCUGGAUACAAAAUUCGAGACUGAAACUUCAAAAUUUUCUAGCCUCCAGGACACAAAAUACCGUAAAAAAAAAUAAGCCCCUCCAUGUAUGGGCCCCUCCAAAUAUAAGCCCCCCCAAACCGGUAACGCAAAAAACCCUCUGUUAAAUCGCCCCUCCAAAUAUAAGCCCCUGGGGGCUUGUACUUGGAAAACUGCCCUCAAAUACAAAGUAAAACAAAGCAAAAACGGCAAAUUUACUUUAAACUAUAAGGCUAGUCCAAUCGAUUUUGAAACGCAAAUUUCUCUCCGUAGAUAAGCCCCUCCGAAUAUAAGCCCUUCCAAAAAUAAGCCCCUCAAAAAGGGCCUUUGAAAAAUUUAAGCCCCGGGGCUUAUUUUCGGAAUUUUACGGUAACCUGAAAAUGAGACUUUACGACCCACCACAAAAGCUUUCGGGACUUCAAGAUUGGACAAAAAUUUUCCGAGACCCACAUUUUUCGAGACCUGACAUUCUAUGCCCUUUAUAACAAAAUCUCUAAUUUUAGAAGUCUUGAGAACUUUGGGACUCUUUAGAAUGCCUUCAAAAGUCUUUGGGCAUCUUUCCUCUAUGAAAAAUCCUGGCACUCACGCUGGUAGCGAAACAAGAAAAUGUAUUUUCUUUGUCUACUUUUCUCAUGAUGCCUUCUUAUGAAUGUACCUUAUUUUGCAUAUUGUUGUAUUUUUUAGCUUUUUGCUCAGGUAUAUCCUGAUCCUGUGAAAAAAUUUAAUGAAGAACAAGCUGAACAAAAUUCUAAAAAACAGAGUGAGUAUAAGAAGAGUUUCAGGGUUUUUUUUUUCACUUAUAUCACGUGUUGCCAACAAGCACUAGAUGUUCUUUUUUUCCCAAUCAAUUUUAAAUUUGAUACCAUUGCAUGCUAGGCCUGCCGGUGUAAUUUUUGGCCAAAACAGGUCUAAACGGCCAUCCUGUCCCAGGCUUCAGCCUAUGCAGAAGUUAGUUCCCAGAGGAGAGAAAUGCUUUUGUUCUUGACGUAGGAGGGGGAGGGGGUGUUCGAGAUCACGGAAAACUUUGCUAAUCAAAUGAAUUAGUAUCCUGAGCUCAGAAGCGCUUUCCUUCUGGUAGGGAUCUUUUUGGUCCGAUUAUAGAACAAUUGUUAACAUAAUUUAAACCUUGGUUAGCAAAAGUUCCGGGCUUAGUUAUUGCUUUUGGGUUUUCUAACAUACUUUAAUGAACAAAUAACUCACUCAGGUUUAAUAAUUAGAUUAGCGAAACUUGCGCUUAAUAUGAAUGCACUGACCAAUACUUCCGAGGAGAAAGGACCGGAAAACUUCAACUCCCGUGACCUCACUCGCUGUACAUUUGCUUGGUUAAACUGCUCGUAUUCCUACUGACAUCUUUGUCAGGUUUCAAUCAUAUUUAGUGCACAAAGAUCAAAAUACCGAAAAUCUUAAUAACGCUAAUAAAACGUACAGAACAGAUGAUGUCGUCCAGGUUCCUAACUUAUAAUCGCCUCCAGCCUUGAUUCUGUUUUACAAUAUGGAUUCAGACUUUUUCGCAGGCAGUACUCUUCGACGCCGGCUCUCGACUAUUAAUGAGCCAGACUGAGCCUUUUGAGCGUUGGCCAGCGACAAAUCCGAUACCAAGUUCUUUUUGACCAAUAUGCGGAUAACUGCCGAUCUAAAUCUUCUGUAUUUAAUAGAAUAUAUAAUUGGAUUGCAGCAACUGUUUGUAAAUCCAACGAACAUUGCCAAGGUACCGUAUGGUCCCCUUACUUUUUCUCCUGUUCCAAUCUCAAUAAAAAGCAAAAUGCAGAACGGAGACCAACAGAUGAAGUACACCAGAGUCACUGUUAUUAAGGUUACCAAUCCCUUGUGUCGGUUCAUUUUGUUAGCAAAUUUAGUUUGCUCUGUUUUAUGAAACAAACCAAACUGUUCGAUUUCGUUUCUUGAUUUCUGAUCCUUACCACUUACAACUUCUUGGGUACGCUGGAGCUGAUUUCGGAUAACGCGCCCGAUCUUGAAAUAGACGAAAACCAUAGACAACAAAGCUAUUCCAUAUGUGCCCGACACAACGGAGAUCGCGAACGCAAAGUUCAAACCAAAUUUGGACCAAUCCUUUGCCUCACAAGUGCCGAUAUAACUGAUGAAACAUUCGUAUGAACUCACUCCAAAUAAUGGCAAAAAUGCCCAUAAGGCUGAAACCAGCCACAUAGCCAAACAAAGAAAAAGAGCCCGCGAUUUUGUCAUCUCCAUCGGAUAAUACAGUGGCCGGGCAAUAGCCAUAUAACGGUCAACUGAGAGCAUCAUAAGAUGCAUUAUAGAGGAUAUGCAAAACAAAAAGUUUCCAAAUCCAUUAAGCCUGCCCCAUACAUGUCCACAUCGCCACUUGCCUGUGUUAACAGCGUCCAGUGCACAAGGCAUUAUUAGCGCGGCUACGAGAAAGUCCGCUAUAGAUAGAGAAAUCAAGAAAUGCGAGUUCGCAACGGAUCUAAACACGCUUGAAUACUUUAGAACGACCACCACCAAGACGUUCCCAAUGACUGUUAAUACAAGGACGAUGGUCAUGAAAACCACGAUGAGAAUUUUCCAUGCUUGCGGAAUGUUGACUAACUUGAUGUCGUCUUCGGUCUCCGAAGCUCCUUCCGUCAGUGGAAGUGUUGUGUUCAUUAACGUUUUCUGUUGAAAGUAGAAAAACAAAACUCGCUGUUUAGUUGUUGUAUUGCUUUACUGAGUUAUGUGCUCUCGUUUCAUUAUUAUUCUAUGAGUUCGCUCUCAUGUUACCUUUUUAAAAGCCGAAGUAAUGCGAAGCUAUUUGCAUAUAAACACAUGAAGGGUGGCAAAUUACAGAAUCAUUACAAAGGAGCAAUACACCUGAUUAAUCAACACAGAUUAUUAGUCAGGAUAAAUCAUAAACAUUCAUUUUUUAAAAGAGAGCAGUGAGGGUUUAAUGAUCUGCCGUGUUUUCUUUGCCCAAUAUUGUUCAAUAUUUUCUUUCGUUGUAAUUUGCGACACAAAUUCAGUGAGUCUCAUUUUAUCGGCAACAUUUUUGCAGCUGUCGAGGAAAACCCUAAAAAACCUUUCAGUGAGACCCUUUCGUAAAAGUUGCAUAUUUGUUUAAUAUUAUCGACCAUCCUAACAUAAAAUCCGAACUUUGUUUCAAUUUUAAUGUCGGGUAGUAAUGGGAGAGGGGGCAGCAUGAGUAAAACUGAGAAAGAACUAGCGUCUCUAAAGUUGGUCGAGCGAUGUUACUUUAAAGUACUUGGGGUGCUUUUACUGAAAUUCUUUUGGAUAAGGAAUUCUUAUAAACGUAGAAACCCGUCUGCUAAAACACAGAUGGUCAACCCUAUCGAAGUUUGGCGGGAGGGAUUUUUACAUAUAUUCACUCUUUACAUCACAAGUUAGUUCAAAAAAGCUAUUUUUUCUCAAGGCAGCGGCCGGGUGCGCCUGUCUUGCAUCGGGAGAAAUGGUCGGACAUUUACGUAUAUCAGUGAGCCAUUGAAGUGGGCUUAUCAGGCGUGAAUGUGCCAAGGAAGCGGCAUAAUAAUAGAGAAAACGGGCGAUUUUGGCGCAGCAGAGUGACUUAAAUUGUCAUUUCGGUAGUUAAAAAGAUGAAUUCUUUAACAUUAUAGCGGAUUCUUUAAGUUAAAGGAUUAAUCUGUCAUUCCAGCUAAAUUUUAAGUAAAAUAAAUGAGAAUUGGGUGCAGACUUUUAACAUUGAAAAUCAGGCUUUUACAGUACUUUCAGUAUGGAAAUCGACCCUUGUCCAAGUUAAACAUCGAAUUUCUUCAAAAAUAAUCACAAAUCUUCAGAUUAUAGAGCGGAUUAUUUAAGACAAGGGCCUUACCUACACGUGAAAAUUUGACUCGAUUAAGUUACAGACUUUAAAGUUUGAAAAUAUAAAGUGUAAAGUUAGCGCGCAGUCGGAGUGAAGUCAUUGUCUUUGCAGUCUUUGUCGAAACAACGGUUGCCAUAAAAAAACAAUACGCAGUCGCUUUGAAUAGCCGACAACAUUGCGCGAAAUUUAAAGACAUCAGAGCUCUUGUGGCUUUCGUUUGCUUCUCCGACAAAAUUGCUUUCAAGAUAUCUGAUUGGCGCUUUUUAGUUAUACAGUUUCGGUUAUGUUAUAAGAUCAUUUAGGUUCAGAUUGGUUAUUGGCGGUUUCAUCUGCGCGAAUGUGACCAUUUUCGACUCUGUUUUCGACUGAAAAUUUACAUAGAGCCUCCAAUUCUCUUUAUAGAGCGCGGUUCAACUUUUACAAUAAAUUUUUCUUGCCAUCGUUGUCUAUAUCAAACGUCCCUCUUUUUUGACGUCAGCCUCUUUAUUGCGCGUCCCACCGGCAUAUUCAGGAGACUAAUUUCCGAUGCGAAAGGGCCUAUUCUAAACUUCGAACUGAUCAUUCUAGUUGCGCGUUACCUUCGCCCACAUGUAAUUUAUUAAAGGCAAACUGACUUCUUUUUUGACUCCAUUUUUUCUUUACCGCUGUCUUACUCAUAGGGUAAUCAGUUAGAGCUCCGUCAAAACUCUAAUGCGAGGAAACAAACUAAAAUUUUCGACUCAUCUUUAAGUCAGCUAUCUGUAAGGAAUAAUUAAAAUGCGUAAAGGUGUGAUCUGGCCUCACAAAAGGGAAAACAACACAGAGAUUGGGCUACUGUUAGUUUCACCCGCCUACUUCACGAUGAAGAGUACUGCCGCGCGUUCAUGGUAACCAAUGAAAAAUACUCCUGUUCAGCGUUUUAGAAUAACAAUAAGCGAUAUGACAGACCUAGAAGCUUUCACCGACUGUAAGUAAAUGUCCCCCAGAACAAUGGCCAUUUCUCCCGAUCGGGGGGAUGUAAAUUCUCCGAGAAAAAACUCUAUUGUAUUGAUCCCCAACAUGGCCGCCUUGUCACGUGAGUGCAAAAUAAGAAUUGUCGUAUGCGUUCACCAAAACUUUUGCUGCUUGUGUUCCUGUUCGCUUUUAUUUUUUUCACUGCCGCUCAUUUCACCUUGCUGGCCGCUGGCGUUUCUCAUUUGCUCACCGCCGCUGUGAAAUUUUCGUUUUUCUUCCAACGAAACUCGUCUCCUUUGUUUUUAAUCACUUUCUCUAGCUCUUUCUCUGUUAUCCACGUGAGUGUAGACAUGAAACAAACUAGACUUUUUUGUAGUUUUUUUCUCUCUAAAAGUCCGGGUGGCCGUGCGAUUUCCCGCCAAAAAAACCCUCGAGUUGCAUUUAGGUUGCCAUACUUGUUGAUUGAGUUAUGUAACAUUGGUAUGCCUGUGGUGUGGAUGGACGGGCGGACGUACGGUCACAUGACUACCAAAUUUUCUUGAAUGCAUUGGUAACCAAAUUUUUCUACCCAUGGUGCUCCGCUGCUCGUGCGAGAGCUAUAAAAGGUAAAAUUUAUUUACAAAUUGUUUUGCAUUUGUGCGCUUUGUUUACAUCAAGGUUGUACGGAAGCUUAUAGGUGCCAUCCGACAUCCUACAUCCGACAUUCGAGAUCCGACAUCGGACAUCCGAGAUUCGACAUCCGACAUCCGACAUCCGACAUCCGACAUCCGAUAUCCUUGUAAGUAAUAUGAUAAUUUCAAGACAUAGCAGGCUUUAAUCCAUUAAGUUUGGAAUGUUUUAGGGCCUGUUUACAUGGAGGUGGAGGACCCCAGGUAGGUGAGGUUACCCGCUAAGGUGGGGUAAAAAAAUAACUCCCCUUUACAUGCAAUCUUACAACCCCGCCAUCCCGGGGUGCACUUUCUCGAGAUCAUUGAAUGGUCGCUAAGCACGUAAACAUGAAAAAUGCUGGCAAACCACGUGUUUUGGCGAUUAAUGCUCUUCUACACUCACUUGCUGCUGUUGCUGCAACCUUCAGUGCUGUGGCUUUCUGUUGUUACCUUUAAGAAUGAUGCAAAGCCACCGUGCCACCAAAGUGAAUUUUGCGCGAAUUUGAUGUAUCACGAAUCCAACCCCGAGUAGGCGGGUUACCUCACCUUGAAACGUUUACAUGGCAAAAUUUGACCCCGGCUGAAAGGGUUACCCGGUCUGGCCUCACCUAAGCGGGUUACCUCACCUACCUGGGGUUCCCCACCUCUAUGUAAACAGGCCCUGAGACGUGGAAUGGUUCGUUAAGAGUUGUAUCCCAAGGGCUCUCUCGUCUGUUCUUGAAAACUUUUGCCGCCGUUUUAUCGGACCCAACUAACCACCCCUGGAUCUCCGAGUAUGUAUCAUAGCAAGCGCAGAUGACAACACUCAUCCCAUUCCGGAUCUCCCUAACUUUUAGAGUUUUUCUCUUUAGAAUACCCGACAUAUUUUAUGUUUAUGACACACAUUAAGCGGUUCAGCGCCUCUCAAAAACUCGAGGAAUAGGUUCCUUGAACCAGCGUGCACAAUGAGGACAUGUAGCACACUCGCGGUUUUGAAUUUGAUUAGGAGAAUAUUGCUGUGUUAUAAAUCAGUUAAAUAACAAAGGCCGUUUCGUUUCUCUCAUAAUGGACUAUACAUUAAACUAGACAAGAGACGAGAGUCUUAUGAAAACAGUUCAGUUUCCAAGUUAUCCUUGCAUGUAAAAUCGCUUUUUUUUUGGCCUAUCAUUAUCGUCACGAACCACUCACGUUAUCUUUUACAGUGUAUCUUCGGAAAGUCAGUCACUCAGAUCAGUUACUCGAGCCUAGCCAUGAAUAUGGCCCCUUACUUUUCGUUUCUUUCUUCUUUUUUUUUUUUCUGUAAAGUUUUCGGCUGGUGACAACACUUUAACAUCUCUCGUUUCAAGCUGAUUGUUCUGUAAACUGCGUUGACAGUGUAAAUCUAAGAGUUGAGCUUAGAAGAAAUCUUCCCUGCUGAUGGAGUGUUGAAGUUAUUCUCAAGAUCGAAUAAAAUGUUAAGAAUUAUUUAUCAACCUUCGUCACUUGAAAUCCCGCACUUGACAACUCCAGAGUCUUGUUCAGCGCCUGAUUACAUGAACCAGGCUGGCUUGGCUAAAUAGCCUCGUUUAUUGGGAUCACGGGACCUCAGGUACAGCUAACAGAACUAACUUUGUUAUUUCUUGACCACAAAACCAGCUUGCCAACUAGACAAAAAGUCCCAGCCCUGCAAACAGAGCGAGCCGGCGCUCCGGGGUCAGGUAAUGAGUCCUUAGUUGUGCCACGCUUUGUUUAGACAAGUUCUCCACGUGAUUCUAAUCAGUUACACGGUUUGUAGCCAAGUAAACAACGAUGCAGAUGACGAUGAUCUUGGAUAUGUUCAGUCGUCAGGUGUUAUCAACUGUAGUUCUCUUCCAUAAAAAGGUUAUUGGAGGGUGUGAAUGGGGUUAACCGACUAGCGACAAAGGGCAAAAAAUAUUACCGACUACUGAUAAAACGCGAAAAAAAUUACCGACUACCGACAAAACGCGAAAAAAAUUACCGACUACCGACAGGAAAAUUAUUAACCGACUACCGACAUCGACCGACAUUAUCUAUAUUUUUUUCAGAAAGAAGAGUAUAUUGUAUUUGUUCUACUUUUCUAGGAAGUAACCAAAGAUACCACGUCACAAGUCUUUUUACAAGUCACUACCACAAAACGAGGAUCAGUUGAAAUCGGUUUGCAGAGUGUAUGCCAAAAAUUUCUACAACCCGCCUAGUCCUAAACAUUGUAUGCGACAAAUGCUUAGAUUAAUCCUCAAAGAAAGUUCUUUCCAGUUCAAUGGAAAGCUCUACCUCCAAACCCACCGUGCCGCGAUGGGCACAAAGACAGCAGUUUCCUCUGCCAACAUUUUCAUGUCAUAUAUUGAAACACAAAGUCUAUAAGCAGCUAAACCGUCUUUAAACUAGACAUCGUAACUUUCUUCGAAGAAGCAAACUUACAUGAUCCUACUAUUAAAUUCACCACCGAAAUUCACUGAGACAAUGUUUUUAGACAUAGUUGUAUACAAAGGCACAAGAUUAAACGAAAAAGUUAUCCUUGAUGUAAAGACUACGGAAACCUUCCAGCACACAUUUUGCGGCUUGUCACCCACCGAUUUGUCAAAAGAGUUUGAGGAAAGUGUUUCAAAAUUCAAAAGAACGCUUGAUGGUUGAUGAUGGACAGAGGCUACCAACACAAUUUGAAAGACAAAUUGCAAUCAGAAAUAAAUGAAACUCACAGAAACCGAAGUCCGCGCUCCUAAAACAAAACCGAGCAAGGAAGGAAAAGAAAUGUUACCUUUAGUGGCACAAUAGGGAACUUAAAGAACCACGACGAAGUUCACGACGACGACGUCUGUUGACUGGGAAAAGACUGGAACGAGAACGUCAGUUUCGGCAGGACAAAGGAAACUUAAGAUCCAAUCGGUCGGUCGACGACGACGACACUGAAUGUAAACACAAAUGAAAACUGUGAUGUUCGUUCGCAACAAAGUUUUUCGCAAUGAUCUAAUUUUUAAGCCGUAUGUCUAAUUUCAUUGACGAUGGUGAAUUUUUUGUGUUGUCUGACCUUGUCGAGUGGAAAAACACCUGCUUUCCACACAAAGAUUAUUCAACUUUCAACCUGAAUGAGAUGACCGAGUCCGAGUGUCUGUCAGGGUUUAGAUUUGGAAAAGAGACAUUCUGAUGUGAUAGCUGUUUUCCAUAUAAAGUUUAUUUCCUCUAUAUUAAAGAUAUAUGAUUUGCCUUACCUAAAUACGUACAAAUAAAUUUCUCACUUACGAGUUCACACGCUCGGCCUCCCCAGCUGUUGUCAUUCUUCGAAGUAAAAACAAUUCACUUUUAGUCUUCAUAGCCAAUAACAUCACGGUUUAACUGACAGACGACUAAUAACAUCGCGACGUAACUGACCAAUCAGAUCAAUAACCAGAGUAUAAUAAGAUCAACUGACGUAAUACAACUCACUUUGACUCUGAAGAUGACUACCGCACAGGUUGUCGAAACGUCAGUCACUGUCAACGAAACUGACUGUAAAUUUAACAAGUUCUUUGCAACCACUGGAUGUCGCAUCGCCCAAGAAUUGGGCUCUACAUCGAGGGAAGAACUACGAAUCUGUUAUCCAAGCCGAUGGUGAAUGUCUAUACGACCUACAAUGCGCGUCAGUUCUAAGGUUGUUUCGAAGAUCUGGCAUUCGUUGAAAGUCAAGAAGGGAGCUGGACUGUUCAAAAUACCAGCCGCCGGUAUUUUUCUUGUUUAGGCCUACAAACAAAGAUUUAUAUUUUAAAAACUUAAAAAUGGUCCGACCUCCCGUGCAGUAAAGUGGGUACUUACCAGGGGCACCCAACGAGAAUAUAGUUCAAAACCACUUAAACAUAGCAUUGGUGAAUGUAUUUUAGUAUUUCAACGGUAGAUAUAGGCAUAUUUUUAUCCCCUAAAAAUUUUUCAUCUGUUCGGAUUUCCUAGCUGAAAGUCUAGUGAUCCGAAAGUUAUAGGGAUCAAAGCUUACCUUUUCGAAAAUUUUAGCCAGAAAAUAGGCUCCCGAAAAUUCUAGGUGAACAUAGGAGAGGUAUGCAAGCAAGAAAUUUUACAACAAAUGUUCCGAAAAUUCUAGAUCUCAAAUCGUCUUCCGAACAGAUAUUUUUCCGAAAAUUGUCGUUGGGUGCCCCUGAAUUACCGAGAGAUAAUCAAAUUUACACUUUAGCAUGUUCCAGACCGAGAGACAAGUGAGUGGAACCUGUAAGCAUUAUUUUCAAUACGUCAUUCCGGUAUACCCGGCUCUUGGUAUACCCUAUGAUUGAUCAAUUUUGACCAUUCACGUCAACCGUGUCAAUAGCUUGACUCAAAGAAAAAACACUGUAGCAAGCGUGUGAAAAUCUCCUACUCAGCACUUUUUGACAUUUUAAAUUUUGUCAUUUUGACAUGAGAAAAGGUUUUUUCUGUUAGAUUGGGGACUGUGAUAUUUGUAAAGAUGCUCAAGCUUUUCGCUUCUCUCUUCCUACCUUUGUUCCCUUGCUCGUUUUCUCGCGGCCUGGCACAGGCUAAUUUACACAAUUCAGCUAUUAUUUUGGGACAGGAUGGCAGUUAAGAACUGUUUUGGUCAAUAUUGGACAAGGUGGUGGAGUUUUUCUUUAAAAAGGUUGCAUGUAUGUACAGUACCUGCUUCUCUUUUGUCAUCGGGUAUCUAUCUUUUGACCAUUUUUUUUUUUACUUCUUCGGUCACAGAAAAAUCCAACUGUACCUCCAGAACAAAGAAUUCAAAACCUGAAGGUUAG
Molecule: messenger RNA, 18574 nt
Organism: Porites evermanni
Lineage: Eukaryota; Metazoa; Cnidaria; Anthozoa; Scleractinia; Poritidae
Source: the annotation of a GenBank genome assembly